Messenger RNA from Penicillium vulpinum, 216 nucleotides. RefSeq lists its product as uncharacterized. The record is from RefSeq and is a predicted model, not a curated record. Bases 1 to 216 code for a protein of 71 amino acids. Lineage: Eukaryota; Fungi; Ascomycota; Eurotiomycetes; Eurotiales; Aspergillaceae. The transcript has a single exon.
AUGGAAAGCCGGCCCACCCCCUCCCCCCAACCGCCCUCCUACUCCGCCACAAUAGAGAAGAUCAACCACGGAAUAGCCAGUGUUAGGACUGGGCAAGUGCGCAAAAAUGGCUUCUAUGAUACUCUCAUUAUUCAUACAGUCAUCAACGACUUGAAUGCCUGCGCUAUGGAUAAGAACCACGGUGUUGAAGUACCUGCUCCCCAUAUUGGUUACUAA